AUGAAGUCAGGAUUUGCUCUUGCGGCUCUUGCCUUUGGUGGCAUGAGCUUUGCCCAAUCAACCGUCCUUGCCACUUCCGCUGUUGAGAUCGAUGGUCAAACUACAACACUUCUCGGCAACAUUGACCCUUCAGAUAUUGCUGCUAUUCCUGAGCCCGCCGUGCUUGGGCCCCCAAUUGGUGUUGUCGAAAGCGUUCCUUCGGCUACAUACAACGCUGCUGCGGCGACCGCCUCACUCCUUGCCGCCGUUGUGGCAGCUACUGAUGCUCAAACUGCUGUCAUUGCGCCUGAGAGCACUGCUAUCGCUGCGUCCAAGUCUGUCGUGCCCGUUUCGUCAGAAGUUGCUGCUGCACGUAAACGCUCAUAUGUUGGUGGUCUUUCGGGCAACCUUCAUCGCCGCGACUUGAGCUAUCCUGUUGAUACCUCAAAAUACAAUGUACCUUCUGGCUACACACCGGCAUUUGUCAACCUCCAGGGUUCGACUCAGGCCAACGGAUAUUUGACCUACAAGACAUUGUCGACCUAUGACCCUCAGCAAUGUACUUCCGCCUGUGACAAGAUCAGCUCGUGUCAAUUUGCCAACAUCUAUUACGAAAAGGAUCCCGACAGCAAGAACAACCCUGUCGAUGUCAUCAAGUGCUCUCUCUACAGCAUGCCUCAAACUAACUCUACCGCAACCAACAAGGGACAGUGGCGUGGCUCGUUCCACGUUUUGGUCACUGGUAGCAACGGUUACAACAAGGCUGCUGCACCCAAGGCCCCUGCCGGUUACUCUCUACAGACUCUUCCCGCCGCUGUUAACGCCCCUGUCUAUGAUAGCGCGGGUCAAUGGAGAUUCAUCCAACCUGUUUACCUCAGCUCCUACGACCCUGCUCUCUGCGCUGCCGCUUGUGACAAGCAGACUGCAUGGGACAAAUCUCAAGCUACUGACAGCUGCAACUACAAGACUUGUGUUUAUGCAAACAUGUACAUCUUGUCGCAGGAUGGAGUUCCAAAGACCGUUGUUUGUGCUCUCUACACCGAUGUCACUGAUCCAAAGUACGCCGACAACUACGGCUAUUCUACCGAUACCGACUCCUACCAGGUCUCAAACUCGAUCGCCCUGACCAACACCACUGCUGUUAAGGCUGGCUACCCACAAGUGUGUGCAGCUUCGUCCGGCGAUAUCUCGUACCUAAACUCGACCGGAGCCGCUUUCUGCACGAGCUACCUCGGAUACGUUGCGCCCACAACAACCAUCAAGACCACAGUCACUCCUGGUGCCUCCACCGUCUUCGCCACUGUCACUAAUGUGGUCACCGUCACCUCGGUCUACUCUACCUCUACCCAGACCGUCACUGCAGCUGCAAAGAAAUCGAAGCGUCAAGCGAAUGUGAAAAUCAUCACAACCACCGUCGAGCUGCCAUUUAUUACCGUUAGUGGCAACGAGACCGUGGUCGACUAUCUGACUAGUACCUUGACCGUCAACGCCGUUUCCACUUCUGGAGCCGUCAUCACUCCUGCCACAGUUGACCCUGCAGCAACUGCUGCUGCUCUUGCCAAGCGUGGCGCCAUCCCUACUCCUUCUUCUAUUCUCUACUGGCCGUCUUCAAAAAUUUCGUCUGCUUGUUCGCAGAUUGCUACCGGCACUGUCACCAGCACACAGACUGUCACUGUAUCUGGAUCUGUUGUCACCGCUGGCGCUACUUCAAAGGUGUCGUCAACCAUAUCAGUUGUUUCCACUAUUACAGUUACUGUUAGCGGCAGCCAGCCAACUACCGUCAGCUUAACCACCACCAGCACCAGCAGCUCUGCUCCUACGUCCACUUCUGCUCCUGGCUGUCCCAAGACCGUCGGUACUCAAGGUCAACUCAGUCUCGGAGGCUACUCUCUCGGCUACCUAACCCCAAUCACCUUUGGUUCCGAUCCCCUCUACUGGACCCCUCUCGGCGGCUUCCAGGACGAGUUCAUUUACGACACGACCGGAGACUUCCUCUACCACGUCGAUACAGGCUACUGUCUCACGCUCGGCGACCCCACCGCCACAAAGUCGCCCAAGUAUGUCAACAGCCCCUUCACCCUCGAGGCAUGUUCGUGCUCGACCAGCACAACCGUGACACAAAGCUUUACCUUCAACAAGCUCAAGGUCAAGAGCGGCAAGACCCAGAUGACCAAGAACUGUCUGGCCAUCAAGGGAGACAACUCGGGCAGCAAGUCUUACUACCCCAAGCUUGUUGACCAGGGCGAUGAUGAAUACCCCUUCUCUGCUGUUUAUGCCGGUACACAAUUGGAUACUUGCAUCACCUUUGAGGCUGAUCAGUAG
Molecule: messenger RNA, 2301 nt
Organism: Aureobasidium uvarum
Lineage: Eukaryota; Fungi; Ascomycota; Dothideomycetes; Dothideales; Saccotheciaceae
Source: the annotation of a GenBank genome assembly